UGGUGCUCUCAGACGCCAGGGCGGUAUAUAGGAGCUUAGCACGACAGUCACUUCCUACAGUUGCCUUAUCUUAACUCGUAGUUAGUGUUUUUGCGAUAUCUUUAAGAGUAUGAUUAAGUAUUUAAAGCAAAGGAAUCGGUUAUCCUAUUUGAAUCCAACAGGAAGUUAGCAGUGGAACGACACGGACCACGAGAAGGCUCGCGUUGUUACUAAUCGAUGUCUCUCUGCUCGUGUGACAACGUUUCAGCUGUGAUGGAAAUGUCCUCCUGUGCGACAUCGUCGUAAAACCAAGUCAAAAAAUAAGUGAAGACACCGGCAGAUCUACAAGAAUGAAACGUAGCUAUGAACAUAUACAUGUCAUCGUCGACAAAGGAAACCACGAGAAGGGGAACCUAUGAAGACGAGGCAAAAAGGCACACCAAAAAGAGGCAGGAAACUGCCACAAAAAACACCAGAAGCCUUCCGCACUUCCACACCUUUGAACAAGGAUCGUCACCUCAACAUUUGUGUUACGUUCUCUGAAGCAGAGGAUGGUCAAGAUGAGGCCUCAACGUCCCCACGCUACAUGUCGAGGUCUCAGAGCAGGAAGAGGAGCAAUGAGGUUGCCAAAAUCAGGGACCUUAGAAAACGGCUACCAAUGAUGCAAUCCACUGGUCCUCCAGCUAAACGCCCCUGUUCCAAGAAACAGAAAAAAGGGAACGCCACUGCUUCGUCAUCUGAACCCUCACGACCAACAUUAGAACCGAAACAAGAUGAGUCUUUGCUGUCGUCAGAUUUGUCUGUUGAUAUAAGUGACCACAAGAAGGACGAUGAGAGUGUUGAUGAAGAGGAGCUACCGAGUUUUUUAAUGCAGACGAGGCCGCAGUCUAUCACGGAGGGAGAGUUUGUGUGGUGUAAAUUUAGACGCUUUCCAAUAUGGCCUGCAUUGGUGAAACGUGUUAAUCAUAAGGCAAAAAAGGCAAGCAUCAUUUUCAUCGAUGGUCUGAUGAUUGGAGAAAAAAAGGGGUUUAUUGUGGCUCUGAAAUCCCUGAAGCCGUUUGACUGUGAAGGAGCGAAUGAGCUCGCAACUGAAGCCAAAGACGAAUAUGCCACUGUGAUGCAGUGGUCCUUGGAGUUGAUAAAGGACUACACAAUAUGCAUUGCUUGUGGCUCCUUUUCUGGCUCCUUCCUCGAGUACUUUGCUCAUGGAAUGAGUUAUCCAGUGAGGAGAAAGUACCCAAAGGCCUCUUCAGAGCAACUAUCAAUCGCCAGUAAUGUGAUUAUGGAGGAAAAGAACCAUUUGAUAGAUCACAAUGAAGACAGUGAUCAGCAGGAGGCUUCCUCAGAGCAACAAACCAUUGCUAGUGAUUCGGUGAGAGAGGAAGAGGGCCACUUUGUGGAUGUCAGUGAAGAUCGUGCUCAGCAGGAAAAGGCCAACAAGUGUGUUAAGAGACUUAUGCCUGACCGGACCCAAGCUGCCCACAACCGUGCCAAUGAAAAGCUUGUGGACUUCAUCGUCAAGCAGCGCAUGGUGGAAGAACGCCUGCUGGCUGUGAUCCAAGGUAAAGUGCAAUCAAAAUGGCUGAACUAUUUUCAGAGCUCAAAAAGGAGAUUUUUUGGAGUGGAGACUUACCUGGAAGAUAACACACAGUUAGACAAGAUGUACUCUUAUCUGAACAAGCUCUAUAAGACUGCUGUGAGCACAGCUCCUUGCGAGACUGAAGUCCAAUACAUGGAGCGCAUCCCAUUUGUUUUAGACGUACUUCUUCCUGAGGCUAUCACAUAUGCCAUUGCUGGCAUGGACAAUGUCUCGAUAGAAAAGGCAGAAGAGAAAUACCUAAAAGGACGUUGUCUGAGUAACAGGGAAAGAGAAGAGUAUGAAUUGAUGAUUGAUCAGCUGCGCUUAAGAAAAUCCUAGCAUUUGAAGAUGCCGCUUUUUCCAUUCCCACAGACACCAGAGUGAAUACAAUUGAACUGAAUGACGUAACAUCCUCGUGAACGCCUGACUUUAGUGCAGGCAGUGUGGGAUCAAUUCCCAUUCAGUGAUGUUGAUGUCCCCUGCGACUAACUGGCGACCAGUUUAGGGUGUAGUCUGCCUUAGCUGGGAUAGGCUCCGGCACUCCCGCGGGGCUCAUGAGGAUUAGCAGCUUGAAAAAUGGACGAAUCAUGGUGAAUAGUAAAUACAUUUCAAUUCAGUUCACUCUUUUUAUUCAUUACUUUUUUUUUUUUUUUUUUUUAAAUCACUGCUUUGUUUUACAUGAAUAAUACUAAGUUUAGGAUUGUGCCAUAAAUGCCUUUCAUGUACCUGAAUGAUAUUUUAACUUACACUUUUAAUUGACCCCUCCGUACAGGGCACUUAACCACGCCUGCUGAAGUGACGUCACGCCACAUGCGCUGACGUAAGACAAACAAUUAGUAAAAAUGGCAAAUACAAUACAAUACAUUCUUAACUGAGACAGACGCCUUGCUUCUGAUUUCAUUUAAAUCAACGAUAUAUUAUAGAUUCUAAAUACAAUACAUUCUUAACUGAGAGAGACGCCAUGCUUCUUAUUUCAUUCAAUCAUUCACACGUAGCAAUGUUAUGCUAUCGAAGAACGUCUCAUUCAUUUAUACGAGACGUAUAAAAUCAAAUUUAGGGCAUAUCUUCGUGCAAACACAGUCUGGUUAACUUUCGGCUGCGAGCCAGCAAGAAAUCAAUAUGUUUGUGCAGUCUGAUCAUCGCUAAAUAUCGCUCAACAAAGAAUAAGUGUGUCAAUCGUUCACACGCAGCAGUGUUAUGCUAGCAAAGAACUUCGAAUUCAUUUAUAGGAGACAUGUAUUUAAAAUCAAAUAUAGGGCAUACCUUCGUGCAAACAUAUGUGUUCCGGUUGAUAUUAGAUGGAUUUAGUUGAUGAUGCGGUCUUCCACAAAGUUUGAUCCAUCGAAGGCAUUUUUCGUACUGGGUCUUCGGUUUUGGAAAGGGUACGAAUCGAACUGCACUAACUAGCCUUUCAGGAUACCUGUCGUCACUAUUACAAAGUCCGUGACUACACCUCUUAACCAUAUUUUUUGUUAGAUAACCCAAAUACGCGAUAAAACGCUAACAAAACCUAUACUGGACCAUGCAAUGUUGUCUGAGAAAAUGGCGGGAGCAAAAAGGGGCGUGGUUUAUGCAGAUCUCUGGCCUCUAAUUGGUCAGUGACGUGGAUUGCACAAUAUCCACGGAGGGGUCAAUUGUUCUGCUGGUUCAGGAAACAAAAGUAUUGCAUCAAACACAAUUGGGAUGAACAUGAACAGAGAUUGGGGUAUAAUGUGUGUCUAAGAUGGCGUAAUUGAAAACUAUCCAUUUGGUCAAUUUCACAAGUCUAUAUUAUUGGUCGGUGGUUAUUUGACAAUCUAAAGUUUCCUUUGUCACACUAGAUUUAUGGAAAGCAAAAACUGCAGUAAAGAGGAGACAGAUGCCAUAUUUUCAUUUUCUCUUCCUGGUGAUCCUACUGCACACUUCCACACUAAUCAAGAUUGAUGUGACAUUGCAAAAAUAAAAAUGAUUCAACCCACUCUGAACUUUGUCU
Messenger RNA from Syngnathoides biaculeatus (alligator pipefish), 3530 nucleotides. RefSeq names its product PWWP domain-containing DNA repair factor 3B. Lineage: Eukaryota; Metazoa; Chordata; Actinopteri; Syngnathiformes; Syngnathidae. The transcript is spliced from 16 exons. The record is from RefSeq and is a predicted model, not a curated record. The coding region runs from base 395 to 1897 and encodes 500 amino acids.